Aspergillus campestris IBT 28561 is the source of this 903-nucleotide messenger RNA. RefSeq lists its product as uncharacterized. Bases 1 to 903 code for a protein of 300 amino acids. The record is from RefSeq and is a predicted model, not a curated record. Gene Ontology annotation, molecular function: ATP binding; protein kinase activity. Lineage: Eukaryota; Fungi; Ascomycota; Eurotiomycetes; Eurotiales; Aspergillaceae. The transcript is spliced from 3 exons. Gene Ontology annotation, biological process: protein phosphorylation.
AUGCUAGGAGAACCACCGCUCUGGUUUCCGAAGGAGUUUUUCUUUAAUCACAAUGAUAAGUCUGCGCGCAUAACAAUUGUUUGCAAAGGCAAAUGCUUUCGCAUACAACUGGCACCUGCCAACUUCAGUCAAUCUCCGACCUCUCUGAAAACGUAUCUGCGCUUAAUGGACUCGACAAGGCUGAGCAUGAAACAUGACUGGGUUCUAAGUUCUUUCAACCCGAUUUUCGACCAAAUUGAGCCGGCUUCUGUCAAUCAGCGCGGCUACACGCUUCGGGAUUAUCUCCAACCCAAGACGUAUAGCUACUCCGUUUACGCCACUAAUGAGGAACUGAACCGCCGCAUAUUUCAGCCCACCGAGAUGAAAUUAUGUGUCUCCGAACAUAAUGAAAUCUUAUCCAAACGUCCGACGAAGGUAUUUGCUGAUGGAACAGCCCGUUUCCUCAAACUUCUUGAUCACGAUGACCAAAAGGCUGCCAUUCGCGAGAUGAACAUGUACAAACGUAUCGAGACCUUGGGUUUGAACGACAAAGUAAAAGUACCCCGCAUGUAUGGAGUCGUCCAAGAUCGGUUAGAGGGUCGUAUUAUUGGACUGCUCUUAUCCUGGAUCAACUGCCGGAACAAGACGUUAGCGUGCGCUUUGGGACCUGAAACAUCAUCAACUCUACGUGUGAAAUGGGAUUCGCAAUUGACAGCAGCCCUGAAGUGUUUGAACGAAGCUGGCAUUGUUUGGGGUGAUGUCAAGGCAGCGAAUACAUUGAUUGAUGAUAACGAGGACGCCUGGAUUGUUGACUUUGGCGGUGGAUACACACAAGGGUGGAUGAGAAAGGAUCAGAUGGAAACAAUAGAAGGCGAUCAAGCCGGCCUUCUGGAAAUUAAGGAGCUUUUGAGACAGAUUCCAUGA